Molecule: messenger RNA, 1336 nt
Organism: Drosophila bipectinata
Lineage: Eukaryota; Metazoa; Arthropoda; Insecta; Diptera; Drosophilidae
Gene: CLS
Product: cardiolipin synthase
Biological process (GO): cardiolipin biosynthetic process
Cellular component (GO): mitochondrion; membrane
Molecular function (GO): cardiolipin synthase (CMP-forming) activity
Source: RefSeq, a predicted model, not a curated record
GCUGGUCACACUCAAAGCCGACUUGUGUAAUAAAAACAAAAUUUCGGUAAAUGUUGUGGAUUGAUUUGACUGCUGAUUGAAAUCAUACUGAAAGCUCGUACUGCUUAAAAGUGUGAGCUGAAGCAAAGGAGACAAAACCAAUGAACCCUCGGAAAGUAAAGCUGCUGCCAAGAGUCCGAGACAGCUGUCAACCGAGAAUUUGAGACUGAAAAAUUUGGAAUUCGAAACGAUAUGCUGCCCGCCAUAGUUUUCCGGCAGGUGCAACGUCCGCUGCACCACGGAGCCGCCACCCUAGAGCACGUCCUUGGCGUGGGUGGGAGCAGCUUCGUCAACUGCCUCAACCGCUAUGCCGCUGCCACCGGAUUUAUACGCAUCUCCUUCCUGGAUAUCAAGAGGCGCCGCAAUUGGGAACUGGCCCGUCUUCGUCUGUACGCCGAUGCCAAGAAGCAGACGCUGCACCUGCGGACCCAACAGGGCCGCCACUUGCUGCAGGGCGUUAUCGACAGACAGCGCGCUGAGUUUAUUGAGCGGAAGAACUUUCUGGUGGAUGACAUCCGAGAGGCUCGCCACAAAGUCCAAGAGCGAGUGCGUGAAAAGAUCGAUGAGAUCCGCGAGGAGCGCGAGAAUAUUAUGACCAUACCCAAUAUGCUAACCAUCAGUAGGGCCAUUCUUUCACCCUACAUUGGCUACGUGAUAGUCCAGGGUGACUUUACUUUGGGCAUGAACUUAUUGGCCAUCGCAGGCAUCACGGAUUUGUUGGAUGGACAAAUUGCCCGCCGAUGGCCCUCGCAGGCAAGUAAGGCGGGAUCCUUCCUAGACCCCAUGGCUGACAAAUUACUGAUGGGCUCCCUGGUCAUUUCACUUUGCUACACCGACCUCCUGCCCAUGUGGCUUGCUGGCAUUGUUGUUUUUCGUGAUGUUUUCCUCCUUGGAGCAGGAUUUGUCAUUCGCUACAUUAGUCUGCCACCGCCGAAAACUUUUUCGCGGUAUUUUGAUGCCACCCAUGUUACCGCUCAACUGGAACCAACAUUGCUUAGCAAGAUAAACACGGGUGUGCAACUAGCUACCAUCGGCUUAAGUUUGGGUGCUCCAAUUUGGAACUAUAUUGAUCACCCUGCUCUUCAGGGUCUUUGGUAUCUGACUGGACUGACCACAGCUGCCACUGCUCUCAGCUACGUCAUGAAUAGGCAUAAUACGUUUAAGAUAAUCAAGAAAAAGGCGUAGGACUGGCAUUUCCACUUUAUUUGAAAAUCGAUGGGGUAGUUCUCCAUUUGCAAUAAUUAGUAUAGAUUUUGUUUUCUAUGAGAAGCAACUAAAAUUAAUAAAUCUAUUUUGU